AAGGAUUUGAAGAAGCGUCUUAAUAUUUUUUAGUCGCUGAAAGGAAGAGUUUUUGAAGGAGAAGGAGAGCAAAAAGAGAGAUUGUGAUGGCAGACGAUCUGUUUGAAGGAUUGCCACCUCCUUCAUCCAACACUGUUCCUCAACAUCAUCAACCUCAACCAGAACCAAUUGCUGUUGCUACCAACAACGAUGACAAGACGGAAUCCUCUGCAGUUCCGCCUCCAAAGCCCAUCCUCAAAAGUGCCCUCAAGCGUCCCAACCCUACUGAACCCGACACCCAAGCUGCAGCGCCUAAGAAAAGCUUGAAAUUCAAAACCAUGACGGAUGCUUCUGAAGCUCAAGUUAUUGAUGCCAUGCAGAAGAUAUCUUCGCACAUCAAGAACCCUUCAAAAUUUAGCAAGGCUGCAAAGCUUGCUGUACAGCUCAUUCAGGCAGGAAGUGUAAAGUCAGAAAUUAGUGAUUAUUUUUUUGCUAUAUUAGAAGCUGCAAUGUCAUCAUCCAUAACUUGUUCAGAUCCUUCAGUUCGAGCAGAUUACCAUUGUCUAUUCUCAGCAGCUCAAAACGCCAAAGAACACCUCAAUAAGAAGCAAAAGAAUCAACUGGAAACAUGGACAAUUAAUGCUGUGGUGGCAAAUGAUUUAUACACAGAUGACAGCUUUGUGUUUUCUAAAGCAGCUGGGAAAAUCAAGGAAAUUAUAUCUAGUCUUCCUGUUGCAACAGAGCAGGAGGAUGCAGAGGAAGAAAAGUCUCUGAAAGAUGGCACAGUUAUAGCAGAUGAAGGGGGUAAAACACCUGCCACGGAUAAUGAUAAUGAUGGGAAGGAAGCUGACCCAUUUGGACUUGAUGCUCUGAUUCCUAAUUCCACAAAGAAAGUUGAAAAACUAAAGGCAAAGAAUGAGGCAACUGUGGAAAUAAGGGAGGAUGAGGAAGAAACCAAGAGAUUCCUCAAGUCACAAAGAGAAGCCUUGAUAACUUGUUUAGAGAUUGCUGCCCGGCGUUAUAAGACACCCUGGUGUCAAACCGUGAUUGAUAUUUUGGUGAAACAUGCCUCUGAUAAUGUGUCGAGAUUUACAGCUAGUCAGAGGGAUGCCGUUGGGAAAUUGUGGGCUUCAAUACGGGAACAACAAACUCGUAGGAAGCAAGGGAAGUCAGUUAAUGGAAAACUUGAUGUAAAUGCUUUUGAAUGGCUUCAACAAAAAUAUGCUAAUGAAAAGAUUAGCAUUAGGCAUUCUGUUGGAGCUAGCGGAGACCGUCGAGCCCAACAAUGGCUUGGUUAAAUAUUCUUUUGAGGUCAAUGAAAAUGAUAAGGAUGAUGAUCACUGUAAAACUGUUCAAAGAGUGAAAGAGGAUGCGUCCUCGCGAGUUCAUUGAGUGUUGUAACAUUAGUAGCUCUCGGACAUGUCUCCGGACUGUGAUUUCUUCAGAAAACAAUUUGGUAGUAACGUAUAAAAUGUGAUUUCUUUA
Vigna angularis (adzuki bean) is the source of this 1464-nucleotide messenger RNA. RefSeq lists its product as uncharacterized. NCBI's taxonomy places the organism in Eukaryota, Viridiplantae, Streptophyta, Magnoliopsida, Fabales, Fabaceae. The record is from RefSeq and is a predicted model, not a curated record. The transcript has 5 exons. The coding region runs from base 87 to 1277 and encodes 396 amino acids.